AUGUCUCGCGUUCCCUUCGCAGAGCCGUCGUGGCUCAGAGGCCUACCCUCACCUUACUUCAAUGAUUCACACAGGAGGUUCCAAGUUGCAUGCCGUAUUUUUAUCGACGAAAAAUUAAACAAAAAUGCCCUUGAAUGGGAAACAUCUGAAGAGAUACCACCCGAUGUGUUCAGGACGUUCGCUGAGGGCAACUUUCUUCUUCCGGCACUGCCAGCACCUUUGCCUGUUGAGUGGCUGCGAAAGCUAGGCAUUACCCACAUGCCAGGGCAGGUACCAAUUGAUGAAUGGGAUUAUUUGCACACAAUGAUCUACGCUGAUGAGAUGAGUCGAUCCGGGCUAGCUGGCCCUGGAGGGUCCAUCACGACUGGCGUCGCGUUUGGGAUUCCGCCUUUGCUACACUACGCCGAGCCCAAGUUACAAGAAAGGUUCCUCCCAGACCUUUUGCUUGGACGCAAAAGAACCUGUAUCGCGAUUACAGAGCCCGACGCCGGAUCAGACGUAGCUAACAUCACCACUACUGCGGAGCUGAAUGGUAACGGAUACAUCGUAAGCGGAACCAAAAAAUGGAUCACCAACGGUGUAAUGGCGGACUACGCGACUUUGGCAGUCCGAACCGGUGGUGAAGGCUCAGGAGCCAAGGGUAUUUCACUCUUGAUGGUACCUCUGAGGCAGCCUGGAAUAUCUAGAAGGCGUCUCAAGGUCUCUGGGCAAAUCAUUGCGGGCACCUCCUUUAUCGAGUUGGCCGACGUUCACGUACCGCGAGAGAAUCUCAUCGGCCGUGAGAACGAAGGCAUGAAGUACAUCAUGCACAACUUCAACCAUGAGCGUAUGUUUAUCUCAGUGGGUGUGACAAGGCAGGCCAGAGUAGCGCUGAGCUCAGCGUUUGAGUAUGUACUUCAACGCGAAGCAUUCGGAAAACCCCUCAUUGAGCAACCAGUUGUGCGUCAUCGUCUGGCAAAAUGCGGAGCAUUGCUUGAGUCGCAAUCCGCUUGGGUUGAAUCGUUUGCGUAUCAAUUGUCAAAGAUGCCCAAGGAGACUGCGGACGAGGAGCUUGGCGGGUUGACAUCCUUGUGCAAAGCCAAUGCUGGAAUCGUGCUGGAUGAAUGUGCAAGAUGCGCUGUUCUGCUCUUUGGAGGCAACGGAUACACUCGCACUGGAAAAGGAGAGAUUGCAGAAAAGAUCUAUCGCGAAGUGCCAGGCGCGCGCACACCUGGUGGGAGUGAGGAUGUUUUGCUUGAUCUGGCUAUUCGUCAGUUGACUAAGAGGUUCCUUGCAGAGACUGAGAGGGAGAAAAAGAGAUCAAAGCUGUGA
Colletotrichum spaethianum is the source of this 1311-nucleotide messenger RNA. RefSeq names its product acyl-CoA dehydrogenase apdG. NCBI's taxonomy places the organism in Eukaryota, Fungi, Ascomycota, Sordariomycetes, Glomerellales, Glomerellaceae. The record is from RefSeq and is a predicted model, not a curated record. Bases 1 to 1311 code for a protein of 436 amino acids. Gene Ontology annotation, molecular function: oxidoreductase activity, acting on the CH-CH group of donors; flavin adenine dinucleotide binding. The transcript is spliced from 5 exons.